This is a messenger RNA of Entelurus aequoreus (snake pipefish), 11307 nucleotides long. It is a transcript of the gene dmxl2, whose product is annotated as Dmx-like 2. Bases 311 to 9736 code for a protein of 3141 amino acids. The transcript has 56 exons. Gene Ontology annotation, cellular component: RAVE complex. Gene Ontology annotation, biological process: vacuolar acidification. The record is from RefSeq and is a predicted model, not a curated record. Gene Ontology annotation, molecular function: protein binding. Lineage: Eukaryota; Metazoa; Chordata; Actinopteri; Syngnathiformes; Syngnathidae.
CUGCUCGUCGGCUUUCACCAUUACUCGCAGUGAUGUGUUGACAGCGAGAGGCGACGGACGGCCACUUUUACUCCUGUAAAUGCAUGACACGGCCAUGUGAAGGCACAUUAUACGGCUCGGAGACAAACACCCCCCACCCCUCCACGACCCGAUCGUCUGUGGAGCAAAGACGACGUUACGAGGCCGAGGAGAAGGCAAAGGUUCACUGAUGGAACUCCCAGCCGCUGCUAGGUGGAGAAAACGACAGGGUGGACUCGUAAUGAAUUAUUAAAAAAAACAAACAAGCAUCUGCUGCUGCAAAAUAAGAAAGAUGCAUCUGCACCAGGUGCUGACGGGAGCCGUGAACCCCGGAGAUUGCUGCUACUCGGUGGGAAGCGUGAAUGACGUGCCGUUCACGGCCUACGGCUCAGGUUGUGAUGUAGUGAUCUUGGCUAGCGACUUCGAGUGUGUGCAGAUAAUCCCAGGAGCUCAGAAUGGGAACAUCCAGGUGGGCUGUGUGGAGUGCUCCCAUCAGCUUGGAAGGAUUGCUGCAUCCUACGGAAACACAGUCUGCAUCUUUGAACCACUCUCUACCAACCCAAAUAAACGCCACAAGCAUCUUAACUGUCAGUGGCAAAAGACAGGGCAGUUCUUCCUUGAUGCCAUCACCUACAACCUGGUCUGGGAUCCACAGGGGAACCGUAUUCUAGCAGCAACUGAGAAGCUCCAGCUGUGGGCUCCACCGCUGGCAGACGCCCUAAUUGAGGAGGAGGAUGGCCAGAUGACUGAAGACAAACGCCAUCCAGUUCUCAAUGACUGGAACUGUGUAUGGCAGUGCAAGACUGCUGCAUCUGUGCACGUAGCCAAAUGGUCACCUGAUGGAGAGUACUUUGCAACAGUUGGGAAGGAUGACUGUUUACUUAAAGUGUGGUAUCCCACCACUGGCUGGCGUUCUGCAGUGGUAGUCAAGGACCCUUCUGAUAAAAAGCCCCCUGCUGUCCACUUUUCUUUUGUUUACCUGGCACAUCCCCGCUCGGUCACUGGUAUGUCCUGGAGGAAGACCAGCAAGUACAUGUCCAAGGGUUCGGUGUGCAAUGUUUUGUUGACAUCCUGUGAGGAUGGCGUGUGCAGGCUGUGGUCUGAGACCCUGCUACCAGAGGACAGCUUGCUUGGUGGGCAGAUAUCUGAGAACACACACUCAUUUAGCUCCAGCUUGCCAGGCUUGGCAGGCAAUAAGGACAAGAUUCAGCAUGCUUUAGAGUCAAUUCACCACCUGAAGCAUCUGCGCCGGGGAAGGCGACGGUCAUCUGCUCUGGUAGCUCACAGUGAGCUGCUACCCUCUCAGCUUGGCACGCAAGACGCACACACUCACCGCCACAUUGCACAUCAUGCCAAUGCUUUGUGUCACUUCCACAUCUCAGCCAGCAUUAACCCCAACACAGACAUCCCAUCAGUGCUGGCAGAUUCUACAUUGUUCAACACAGAUGAUGGCACAGGGGCAGGAGGAUUUGUAGUUCACUGGCUCAAUAAUAAAGACCUAAGCUUUACUUCCUCUAUGGAUGUUUUUAUGCUACAGCUUCGUAAGCUCUCCGAACAGCAGCUUGACAAUGUCACAGAAUACACCAUUGACCCUGAGGGAUCCCCUAUAAAGUUUGACUUUGACCUGGAUGAGAUGUCUGACAAAGCCUCAUCUGAGCAUGGAGAGGAGCAAGAGCCAGGGGAGCAGGGAAGUACAAAGGCAUCUUCCCCAGGAUCCAGCUCCAGCUUGCCUUUGCCCUCAAUGCUGCUGGAGAGGAAAAUGGAGAUUCUAACCACAGAAUGGAACAAGAGUCCCGACAUGCUUUUCACAAUCCACCCAACUGAUGGCUCUUUCCUGGUUUGGCAUGUCAAGUACUUGGAUGAAUUCAACCAAGGCAUCUUUAGACAGGUUCAGGUGUCCUUCUCCUCGCGUAUACCAGUGGCAUUUCCUACAGGUGAUGCCAACUCACUGAGUAAAAACAUCCUGAUGUACGCCUGUACUUUGACGGAAAUGGAGAGUUCCAGGACAGGCGCGCAGGGCCAGAUGGUUCAACAUGUCUCCCACUCUGCCUCAGCCUCAGCUGGCCUUGGUUCACCUGUUAUGACACCUUCUUCUAACCCUAAACCUGGCAUUAGUCCAGCUGUCAUGAUGGUUUCCAAGCAUGUUGAUGGAUCUCUCAACCAGUGGGCUGUAACAUUUGCUGAGCGUUCCGCAUUCUCAAAUUUACUGACCGUAUCCCACAAGUUUCGCUAUUGUGGCCACCGUUUCCAUCUGAAUGACCAAGCCUGUCAUACAGUGCUGCCAUUGCUGCUCACCUCUUCACACCAUAAUGCGCUCCUCACGCCUCCCUCGGCUCCUGGCAGCAUGGAAGAAGAACAACUUCCCACCGUUCCCAUACCAAAGGGACUUCCUAGGAAGCAGCUUCGUAAUGCAGCAACAAGGACCUUCCAUGACCCCAAUGCCAUAUAUAGUGAGCUUAUCUUGUGGCGAGUGGACCACAUUGGACCCCUGUCAUGCACUGGAGGGGUCUCUGAACUGGCCCGUAUCAACUCUCUACACACCUCUGCUUUUAGCAAUGUUGCUUGGUUACCUUCACUUGUCCCCAGCUCUGUACUUGGAACCUACUGUAAUAGUGCAAGCGCCUGCUUUGUGGCAUCAGAUGGUAAGAAUCUACGCCUCUACCAAGCUGUUGUGGAUGCCAGAAAACUACUAGAUGAACUGUCAGACCCAGAAACAUCUAAACUAGUAGGGGAAGUAUUCAACAUCGUCAGCCAGCAGUCCACCGCCAGACCUGGAUGUAUUAUAGAGCUGGAUGUCAUUACAAACCAGUGUGGUGCCAACACUCAGCUACUGCAUGUCUUCCAAGAGGAUUUCAUUUUAGGUUAUAAACCUCAGAAGGAACCAGAAACACACAUGACUACCUUUCCAUCUAGUGAAGAUUACCAACCUCCCCCUUUUUCGGAGAAGUUCUUUUUGGUGGUGAUAGAAAAGGAUCUCAACAGGAACUCUGUGCUACAAAUGUGGCACCUGCACCUACAGUCUGUCCAGGCUUGUGUUGAUGAUAUCAGCCAAGAUUAUGGCUUCCAGAGCCAGCUAAUGGUUCCCAAUCAAGUUAUGAAUGUCGACUCAUCUCCAGAAACCUCACCUAUCAGGCCUCUGCCCCGCUCAGCCUCCACGGCCAACUUGCAAUCAGCCAGCAAACUCAUCCUUAGUUCCAAACUGGUAUACAGCAAACGACUUGACUUGCCCCAUGGUGUGGAGGUUACCAGAGCCACACCUUCUGCUGGUCAUCUCAGUUCCUCCUCCAUUUACCCAGUUUGCCUGGCUCCAUAUCUGAUUGUUACUACCUGCUCGGACUCUCGAGUGCGGUUUUGGUGCUGUGCUGUAGAGGGGGCUGAUGGAGAUGGUGACAAUGACCAGGACAUGCGGUUUUACCGAUGGGAGCCGUGGGAUCUAAUGAACGAGGAGGAAGACAAUAACAGUGCUGUGUUGGUGCCAGGGCGGCCUGUUGCUGUGUCUUGCUCCUACACUGGUAGGCUGGCUGUGGCUUUUAAACAACCACGCCAAGGACAGAUUUCUAAGGAGGAGUUCUCCAUGCAUGUGUCUAUUUAUGAGUGUGAAUCUACUGGUGGCUCAGAGUGGGUCUUGGAGCAAACUCUUCACUUGGACGACUUCAACAGACCCUCAUCAACCCUGGACCCGAGAGUCAGCGUGGACUCCAACCUCUUUGUCUACAGCAGAUCUGACCUGUACAUGUGCCGAGACCACAACUCACCUAACAUCAAGCACUAUGUCCACCUGGACUGGUUGUCAAAAGAAGAUGGAUCACACAUUCUCACUGUAGGAGUUGGAUCCAACAUUCUGAUGUACGGUAGAAUCUCUGGCAUGGUCAACGAACAGACGAGCAGCAAAGAAGGUGUGGCUGUCAUCACACUUCCUCUAGGGGGCAGUAUUAAACAAGGGAUCCGCUCUCGCUGGAUCCUGCUCCGGACCGUGGACCUGCUGUCCUCUGUGGAUGGCACGCCUUCUCUACCAGUCUCAUUGUCCUGGGUGAGGGAUGGCAUCUUAGUGGUGGGAAUGGACUGUGAGAUGCAUGUGUAUGCCCAGUGGCACCAGGACAAGAAGCCUGGUGAGGGAGAAGAGGGCAACUUGUCUUCUGCAGACAUUGCCGGCGGUCAUACCACAGCUUCUUCAAUUUUUGAAGGGAGAGCGAGAUCCAAGAGUGUUUUCGAAGGGAGCACUGCAGUAGAUGAGGCAUUACGUGCUCCAGCAGGACUUGAAGAGGGUGGACUUUUUGAGGCAGCUCAUUCCUUGUCUCCAACUCUACCCCAGUAUCAUCCCACCCAGCUCCUUGAACUCAUGGAUUUGGGAAAGGUUCGUCGUGCCAAGGCCAUUCUCGCUCAUUUGGUGAAGUGUAUUGCUGGAGAGGUCGCUGUGGUAAGGGACGUAGAGGCAGGUGAAGGAGGAGCCAGAAGACAUCUGUCCCGAACCAUCAGUGUGACUGGCAGCACCGCAAAAGACACUAUAGUAGCUGGUCGUGAUGGAGGACGGGACUACACCGAAAUCAACUCCAUCCCUCCACUCCCUCUUUAUGCACUCAUGCUGGCCGAUGAAGAUACUUCCUUCAAAGGAGCAGAAGAAGCUGUCAAAGGACCCAAGGUGGCCAAUGGUGAGGCAGGACAGAAGUCUACUGAGGACCAAUAUUCUGACCUAUUUCAGGUGGCAACAGUCACUACAGACGACUUUGUGAACUUUGCAACUGACAAACCAGAAAAGAAGUCCCGCGUUAUCAACCUUUCCCAAUAUGGUCCUUCCUACUUUGGACCAGAGCAUGCACAGGUGUUGUCCAGUCACCUUAUGCACUCCAGCCUCCCUGGACUGACCCGACUUGAGCAAAUGUUCUUGGUGGCCCUGGCUGACACAGUAGCAACCACCAGUGCUGAAGUCACCAGCUCCACUGACCAACAGUAUACAGGAGGCGAGGCUCUGGAUGAAUGUGGACUAAGGUACCUGCUGGCCAUGCGUCUUCAUACUUGUCUUCUCACCUCUCUGCCCCCACUCUAUCGCAUGCAACUUCUCCACCAGGGUCUGUCAACGUGCCACUUUGCCUGGGCCUUCCACUCUGAGGCUGAGGAGGAGCUGCUCAACAUGAUCCCAGCCAUGCAGAGAGGUGACCCACAGUGGUCUGAACUCCGGGCCGUAGGUGUCGGUUGGUGGAUACGCAACAUCAACACCUUGCGGAAAAUUGUGGAAAAGUUGGGCAAAGCUGCAUUCCAGAGGCACAACGACCCUUUAGAUGCUGCUCUGUUCUACCUGGCCAUGAAGAAAAAGGCUGUACUUUGGGGCCUCUUCAGGUCCCAACAUGAUGAAAAGAUGACUCAAUUCUUCAAGAACAAUUUCAGUGAAGACCGCUGGCGAAAGGCAGCUCUAAAAAAUGCUUUCUCCCUGCUGGGAAAGCAACGCUUUGAACAGUCGGCCGCCUUCUUCUUGCUAGCUGGAUCACUCAAAGACGCCAUUGAGGUGUUGAUGGAAAAGAUGGAGGAUCUCCAAUUAGCCAUCAUAGUGGCAAGGCUUUAUGAAGCAGACUUUGAAAGCUCGCCCACCUGCCAAGGCCUCCUUUAUGAGAAGGUUCUUGGUUGUAACAGGGACGGGAGCGGUUACCACUGUUCUAGACUUCACCCUGACCCGUUCUUGCGCAGUAUUGCAUACUGGAUCAUGAAGGAUUUUACCCAAGCCCUGGACACACUCUUAGAGCGCAUCCCCAAAGAUGAUGAUGAUAACUCUGAUGUCAUGGUCAAAUCUUGCAACCCUGUGGUGUUCAGUUUCUACAACUAUCUAAGAACACGCCCUCUCAUUAUCCGGCGCCACUUUGCAAGUUCAGAGGGUACAGCAGCAACUGUGGGUUUCACUGCUGAAAAGAGCAGUGCAGAUGAGAUCAACCUCAUAGAGCGCAAAUUGUUCUUCACCACUGCUAAUGCUCAUUUCAAGGUGGGCUGCCCAGUUUUGGCCCUGGAGGUGCUCUCUAAGAUUCCCAAAGUUACCAAGAAAUCUGGCUCAUCUCUCAGCAAAGCUUCCUCCAAGGCUAAUGUAAACUCAACCGAGCCACUGGAACAGAGCACAGGUUUGGACUGGGCUUCUGCUGCCUCUGCAUGGGGUGGAAAUGAAAGUGCAGGAGGCCUGGACUGGAGCCAACCUGAGCUCAAAAUGCAGGACAAUGAGCUGCAGCUGGACUGGGGUGUUGAUAAGGAAGAAGAAGAAGAUGAUGACGAUGAUGACUGUCUAACUAUGAAGAAACUUGAAACUGAAACUGAAAAAAAAUUGGAAGGAACCUCUGAAUCCAAACAAAGAGAUGACUCACAGGGUGAGUCUGAGGUAGAUGUGAUAGCUGAGCAGCUGAAGUUCCGCGCCUGUCUGAAAAUCCUAAUGACAGAGCUUCGCACUCUAGCCACCGGCUUUGAGGUAGAUGGAGGGAAACUUCGUUUUCAGCUCUACAGCUGGCUGGAAAAGGAGAUAGCUGCCAUGCAUAACAUAUGUAACUACAAGGUAGAAGGAAAGGAGGAGACGUCAGAGGCAGAGCACUGGGCAGAGCGAGCAGCAUCUGUGGACAUAUCAGAUGACAUGUUAGAGAGAAUAGACGCUGGAGCGUAUGAGCGUCACCAAAUGGAACGCCGUCGUCUUCAAGCUAAGCAGCAGCACUCAGAGAGGCGCAAGGCUUGGCUGAGAAAGAACCAGGCCCUUCUGAGGGUCUUCCUUUCUUACUGCAGCCUUCAUGGAGCCAAGGGAGGCGGCGUAACCUCUGUGCGGAUGGAGCUUCUGUUCCUUCUUCAGGAAAGCCAACAGGAGAUCACAGUGAAACAGCUGCAGUCUCCCCUCCCUCUACCAACCACCUUGCCUCUGCUGUCAGCCUGCAUUGCGCCCACUAAGACAGUUAUAGCCAACCCUGUGCUUCACCUCAGCAACCACAUUCAUGAUAUCCUCCACACCAUCACCCUCAUGGAACUUCCACCACAUCCAGACAUCAAAGAUGACCGGGUAAAUACCCUACACACACUAGCAGCUUCUCUGUCUGCUUGCAUUUAUCAGGCACUGUGUGACAGCCAUAGUUACAGCAGCCAGACAGAGGCCAACCAGUUUACUGGCAUGGUGUACCAGGGCCUGUUGCUCAGUGAGAGGAAACGACUCCGCACAGAAAGCAUAGAGGAACAUGUAACUCCCAACUCAGCUCCUGCCCAGUGGCCAGGUGUAUCGUCCCUGAUUUCAUUGUUGACGUCUGCCAGGGAGGAGGACCAGCCGAGGCUCAAUGUGCUGUUGUGCGAGGCAGUCAUGGCUGUUUAUCUAGCCUUGCUCAUCCAUGGUCUGGGCACUCACAACAGCAAUGAACUAUUUCGCCUUGCAGCUCAUCCUCUCAACAACCGCAUGUGGGCUGCUGUCUUUGGAGGAGGAGCAAAAGUAGUUAUUAAGCCAAAGAGGCCUGAUGCACCACCAGUGCCAGCUGAUUUUGAGGCAGCCAGGCCAGAAGAGUCUCUGGAGACACAAAGACCUGAGCAGGGCAGCCUCACCAAAAUCCCCCAACCCAUUCCCAAUGAAAACCAGUCUCUCAAACAGUUCCCUCCUCCCGUUUUACGGGGAGUUGGGCCCGGCACUGUGACACCAGCAACUAAAACCAGCUUGACAGUUGGGGCAGGCAAGGUGGGUGCAGAAGUCAUAGCUGAGCCCCCCCUGACUAAACCUGAAGCUGAGGCUAAACCAGUGAUGCUCCCUCAGCCCCCUGCAGAGGAUGUGGAUCGAUACAGGCGCAGAUUUAACAUGAGGAUGUUGGUUCCUGGACGCCCCGUAAAGGAGACACCAGCAACCCCACCACCUGUGCCCAUAGAGAGACCCGCAUACAGGGAAAAGUUCAUUCCUCCAGAGCUCAGCAUGUGGGACUAUUUUGUGGCCAAACCCUUCCUGCCGUUGUCAGAUAGCAACACUUUGUGCGACUCUGAUGAAAGUGGAGCAGAGGAGGAUGAUGAUGAUGAUGAUGAUGCCUUCCUUUCUGACACACAGAUGACUGAGCACUCAGACCCCAACUCCUACAGCUGGGCUCUGAUCCGCCUGGUCAUGGUCAAGCUGGCUCAUAACUGCAUUAAGAAUUUUCUGCCUAUCACUGGCCUCGACUCUGCAGACUUGCCAGUCACUUCGCCUCCUACCAAUGCUGUGUUGAAGACCCUGGAGAACUGGGAACAGCUUUUACUGGAGCCAAUGAAUAAAUUUGAUGGACCACCUCCCAAUUACAUUAACACUUACCCUACUGACCUCAGUGCUGGAGGUGGUCCUGCCAUACUGCGGCACAAGGCCAUGUUGGAGCCAGACAACACUCCUUUCAAAACAAAGAAUCACCAGUCUUUUCCAGCCCGACGCCUGUGGCAUUUCCUGGUCAAACAAGAGGUUCUCCAAGAGACUUUAAUUCGUUAUAUCUUCACCAAGAAAAGGAAGCAGAGCGAGUCUUUAGAGAACCAUAUGGACCAUGUAAGCCCAAACUGCAUAGCUGGAGCUAGCAGUCUCAAUAAGGUGGAGGCAGAUCUGGGCUAUCCAGGAGGCAAAGCAAAAAUCAUUCACAAGGAGUCUGACAUAAUCAUGGCAUUUGCAAUCAACAAGGCUAACUCGAAUGAAAUAGUGCUGGCCUCCACCCACGAUGUCCAGGAGGUGGACGUGUCUACGCUUGUGGCUGUGCAGCCCUACACCUGGAUAGGGGAUGAUUUUGAUAAAGAGUCACGCAGCUCUGAUGACAUUGACUGCCGCUCAUCUCACACCAACAUUGCCCAGGCCAGUUCUGUCCCGUUUGCACCACCACAGAUGCCCGUCUCUGCAUCAAUGCCAUGGCUUGGCAGUGGGCAGACAAGCAUGGGAGCCAGCGUGAUCAUGAAGAGAAAUCUAAAUAAUGUCAAGAGAAUGACAUCCCAUCCCAUAUAUCAGUAUUACAUGACAGGGGCCCAGGAUGGCAGUGUGAGAAUGUUUGAAUGGAACAGACCUCAGCAGCUCAUCUGCUUCAGACAAGCAGGCAACGCUCGAGUCACCCGACUCUAUUUCAACUCCCAGGGCAACAAAUGUGGAGUCGCUGACGGUGAGGGAUUCCUCAGUCUGUGGCAAGUCAACCAGACAUCCUCCAACCCCAAACCCUACCUGAGUUGGCAGUGCCACACGAAGACCUGUGGAGAUUUUGCUUUCAUCACAUCCUCGAGUCUCAUUGCCACAGCCGGACAAUCCAAUGAUAACAGAAAUGUGUGUUUGUGGGACACUCUGAUUUCACCCAGCAAUACUAUGGUCCACGCCUUUCCUUGUCAUGAGAACGGGGCCACUGUGCUGCAGUAUGCUCCUAAACAGCAGCUGCUGAUCACUGGAGGCAGAAAGGGCUUUGUGUGCGUGUUUGACAUCCGCCAGAGACAGCUGCUCCACACUUUCCAAGCCCAUGACUCCGCCAUCAAGGCUCUUGCUCUGGACGCCUUCGAGGACUUCUUUGUUACUGGCUCGGCAGAGGGCAACAUGAAGGUGUGGAAGCUAGCUGGCCACGGGCUCAUGCACUCUUUUGGCAGCGAACACGCUAAACAGUCCAUCUUCCGCAACAUUGGCGCCGGAGUCAUGCAGGUGGAAACCCGGCCCGGUAACCGCAUCUUUACCUGUGGGGCGGACGGCACCCUGAAGAUGAGGGUCCUCCCUGACCGUUACAACAUCCCCAGCAACUUGGUUGACAUCCUGUAAAUUCUGCUUUCAAUUUUGCGUGCCCAAAGAGGGAAUAGGGAAAAAAAGAAUCACAAAAGCUUAUAUAACACUUGCAAGGCUUUAAGAGUGUAAUAGAUGGGGAAAGAGCUGGUCAGAAGAAUACCUUACUUUUGGCAUCUUUCAGUGUUCAUAAGUAAACAGUUGAUUAUAUCUUAAGUGACAGAGCUGCAAAUGUUAGUUUUCCCAAAGGCUGAAAGCAAAGGUAACAUACUUGAUUUUAAAGCUAGAUUUUAUUGUAAUUUUAUUGAAGAAUCGCUACUCUUAGAGCGUUUUCAUAGAGAAGCUAUGCAUGUCCUGUUCUCGUUUCGCGGUGCAAUCACAGGUCUAUUGAUAGUGCUCUGUAAAAGUGCUCUGGCAAAACUUUUAAAAAUGUGUAACUGUCGUCAUUUUGUGCCCACUUAGCAUCUACUGUAAGCAGCACUGUGGUUUGUUCUUAAAUCAGUGGUAUCCAAGUGUGAAUCAAGUUGUUGGACAUUUUCUUUUUAUGGUUUUUAAACUCCUCCCUCUUUUAUGCCUGGCUUUUUAUCAGUCCUUAUGGAAGAGUUGAUGGUGCAUUGCUCCUAUAGUGACAUCCCCCACCCCACUGUCACAGACCACCCCAGUAACACACACGGACCUGUCUGGUUUUGGCUUUUGUGUGUCUGUCUGUGUGUUCACUUUCCUGUGUCUGCCCUCCUACCUGCCUCCAAAUGCCUGUUUGUGUGGCAGCAUCACUGCUAGAACAUUCCUGUUUGGGAAGAUGUAUUUUAAUCUUGUGACUGUGAUUUCAGUGUUUCCAUCUGUCUGGUACCAUUAAGCCGCCACAAAGACCCCCCCGCGCUCCUCCCUUCUAGUUUUGCACAAAAUUAUUAUCUAGUCUUUUUCUUCCUUAGUUUAAAAAAAAAAAUGGUGUUAUUUAAAUUAUUUGUGUUUGUUUCAUUGACCAUUGCUUUGUGAAACCGUUUAAGUGAAUGCCUUUUAUUUUAGGAAUGUAAGGGGUUUGACUUUACUUGACUGGGAGAUGUGCAACACAGUUUGUUGUGUGUAAAUGUGUGUUACCUUGCUAGUUUGUACCGGUUUAUUUAUAAAGAACAGAUAUUUGCACUCAAAUUAUGGAGACACUAAAGGUUUUAUUUCAAAUAAAUGGGUUAUUGAGGAAUAAUCUGUUAAAUACGAAUGAAUGUCUUGCUGUAUUUGGCCUAGUAGUCAAAUGUUUAAAAUUGUUUUAAUAUAUAAAUAUAUGAAAUAUCACAGCAGCUUGUACAAACAUGAAAGCAUUUGUUUAUUUUUGAUUUGUAUCAUACCAGCUGAAUUAGUUUACUUUUGUUAGAUGUAUGUAAGGUAUUUAUUAAACAAAUUUGUGUUUGGCUCCCCCCUUUCCGCCCACUAUGUGUAAUGUUCGUGUUCUACCAGUGGCCCUACUGGUGCCUCGUGUGUGUGUGAGUGUGUGUGCAUGCAACACAAAACUAGUAUCCUGGACAGGUGCUUACAAGAGUGCCGAUGCCAGAAAGAAAGAACAGGUUGUGGUGGAAGAUUUACCUUUGUAAAGUGAAUAAAUUAUUUUUAUUUCA